Molecule: messenger RNA, 6408 nt
Organism: Lepus europaeus (European hare)
Lineage: Eukaryota; Metazoa; Chordata; Mammalia; Lagomorpha; Leporidae
Product: ABC-type organic anion transporter ABCA8-like
Exons: 42
Coding region: 632-5491 (1619 amino acids)
Biological process (GO): lipid transport; transmembrane transport
Cellular component (GO): intracellular membrane-bounded organelle; mitochondrial inner membrane
Molecular function (GO): lipid carrier activity; ATP binding; ABC-type transporter activity
Source: RefSeq, a predicted model, not a curated record
UUACGAUCACCACUGCCCUCCAGAGAACAGUCUACUGGGAACUUUUAAAGCAGGCAAACAGAUCAAGCCUAACAUAAACAAGUUGUAGAGAACAGGAAGAAAUGUGAGCCACUUUCCUGGAUAUAAUGAGACCAGGACCAGAAUGAGUUUCUAGGUCAUUUUCUUCAGACAUUACAAAAGGGCAAAAUCCUGGACCUGCCAAGUGCCAAGUGGAUCUGCAGCCACAUAUUAUCUCCACUCACAGCAUGUCUUCGUACAAUAAUCCCUGUGUUCCUACUCCAACAAGCUCCAGCAUAACUCUAGCAGACUGCCAAUAUUUGGAAAAGUCCUAUACUCCUAGUACAUUUGCAGUAGAAUCUCCAGACUAUUUGUGCUGAAUGAACAUGUGAUCAAUGACAGGAAGUUGAAGAAGACAGGCCAAAAGUCCUAUGAUUUUAAUCCAGAUAAAGCCUAUUGAAUCUCAGAUUCAAGGAGGGGCUCUUUCUUCCUACCACCUCAAGCACAAGUCUUAACAUAUAGCCUUUCCAUGGUUCAUCACCUAAACACAUUCUCACACAUGUGCACAAGAAGUUAAUAGUAUUUUUGUUAAAUCUUUGCAUCAUCAAAUUUCAGUUCCAAAAUUCUGUGCAAAAUGGUUAAGAGAGAGAUAAGUGUAUGUCAACAAACGUGGGCCUUAUUAUGGAAGAACUUGCUUAAUAAAAAAAGAAUGAAAAGAGAUACCUUAAUGGAAUGUUUAUAUUCAUUGCUCAUACUUCUGAUGUUAUAUAUAUUUCCUAAUAGUCAUGAAAUUAAUGAUUUUUCAUCACUGUCUACUGUGGACCUGGGACGUAUAGAUUCAUUUAAUGAUUCCUCAUAUGUUAUUACAUACACACCUUUCACCAAUACAACUCAAAGGAUAAUGAAUAAAUUCUCUUCUGCCUCCUUCAUGACAGGAAGAGAAGUAAUGGCCCUUCCAGACGAAGAAAAUAUUACAGAAAUGAUUUCACACCAUUUUGAGGAGAUAGUAGAAGUCAUAUUUACUAGUACUUACUCGUAUAAUUUGAAGUUCAUGAGAGGAUAUCGAAUCCCAAAUAUGAAGGAACAUCAGGACCAUUCAGCACAUUGUCAUAAAACUGAGAACAUUAUUGAUUGUGAAGCUACACAUUUCUGGACAAAAGGCUUUGUGGCUUUUCAAGCUGCUAUUAAUGCUGCCAUUAUAGAAAUCACAACAAAUCAUUCAGUCAUGGAGGAACUGAUGUCAGUUACUGGAAAACAUAUGAAGAUAGAUCUCUUGAUUAGCCAAGGAGGAAUUCUGACUGAUUUCUACAUUCUUGCAUGCAUUAUUUGUUUUUCCCCACUCACUUACUAUGCCUCACUUGGAGUUACAAGAGAAAGGAAAAAGAUGAAAGGUUUAAUGACAAUGAUGGGUCUUCGAAAUUUAGCAUUCUGGCUCUCCUGGGGUGUGCUCUACGCUGGUUAUGUCUUCAUUCUGGCCCUUUGCUUGACGUUUAUUAUAAAGUCCGUCCAAUUUGUCAUCUUGCCUAACUUCAUGGUGGUCUUCCUCCUGUUUCUCUUCUAUGGCUUGUCUUUGAUUGCUUUGACUUUCUUAAUGAGCGUCUUGGUAAAGAAGUCUUUUCUCACCGGCCUAGUGGUUUUCCUUCUCACAGUCGUGUGGGGAAGUUUGGGAUUCACAGCCCUGUACAGACAGCUCCCUGCAUCCCUGGAAUGGAUUUUAAGUUUGUUUAGCCCCUUUGCCUUUACUCUUGGAAUGACUCAGCUCUUACACAUGGAUUAUGAUUUGAAUUCUAAUGCAGAUUCAAUGAGUGACUCAAACAUAAUCAUACUUACAAUUUUCAUGUUGUUCUUUGAUAGUUUCUUCUACCUGACACUGAUGUUUUACUUUGAAAAAAUUUUGCCAAAUGACUACGGACGUCGAUGUUCACCCUUGUUUUUCCUGAAGUGCUCAUUUUGGUCACAACAAAACACAGCUGAUCAUGCGGUCCUUGAGAAUGAAAUAAAGUCUGAUUCUUCUAAUGACUCCUUUGAACCAAUCUCCCCAAAUUUCCAUGGGAAAGAAGCUAUCAGAAUCAGAAAUAUUACAAAAGAAUAUAUAGGAAAGCCUAAAAGAAUAGAAGCUUUGAAAGAUUUGGUAUUUGACAUAUAUGAGGGCCAGAUAACUGCUAUACUCGGUCACAGUGGAGCUGGAAAAUCAACACUGAUAAACAUUCUCAAUGGGCUGUGUGUUCCCACCAAAGGUUUCAUCACUAUCUAUAAUCACAAACUUUCAGAAAUGGAUGACUUGGAAAAUAUCUACAAGCUCAUUGGAGUUUGUCCACAAUGCAAUGUACAAUUUGAUUUUCUAACUGUGAGAGAAAAUCUCAGGCUGUUUGCUAAAAUUAAAGGGAUUCAUCCACAUGAAGUGGAUAAUGAGGUAAAAAGAGUUCUUCUGGAAUUGGAAAUGAAAAAUAUUCAAGAUGUCCUUGCUCAAAACUUAAGCGGUGGACAGAAAAGAAAGCUAACUUUCGGAACUGCCAUUUUAGGAGAUCCUCAGAUUUUCCUAUUAGAUGAACCCACUGCUGGGUUGGAUCCUCUUUCAAGGCACCGAGUAUGGAGCUUCCUGAAGGAGCGGAAAACAGAUCAUGUGAUCCUCUUCAGUACUCAGUUCAUGGACGAGGCUGAUAUCCUGGCUGAUAGGAAAGUGUUUCUCUCCAAAGGGAAGCUGAAAUGUGCAGGCUCUUCUUUGUUUCUGAAAAAGAAAUGGGGAAUUGGAUAUCACUUAAGUUUGCAGCUGAAUGAAAUGUGUGCUCCUGAAAGAAUAACAUCACUUAUUAAGCAACAUAUCCCUGAAGCUAAAUUGCUAGCAGAAAGUGAAGGAAAACUUAUCUGUACAUUGCCCUUGGAAAGAACAAAUAAAUUUCCAGAUCUCUAUAAGGAUCUUGAAAACUGUCCUGACCUGGGAAUUGAGAAUUAUGGCAUUUCCAUGACAACACUCAAUGAAGUAUUCCUGAAAUUAGAAGGAAAAUCAGCUUUUGAUCAAUCAGAUAUGAAUGUUUUAGAAACUGUACAGACUGAUGGGCCUAGAGACCCAGGGAGGCUUGCUGAGAUGGAGCAGCUUGUCUCAUCACUUAGUGAGAUGAGAAAGACAACAGGUAGCAUGGCUCUCUGGCUGCAGCAAGUCUAUGCUAUCGCAAGGGUUCGCUUUUUGAAUCUAAAGCAUGAAAGAAAAUGUCUCCUCAUACUGAUACUGACGUUGGGAGCUGGAAUUCUGCAUGUCUUGGCAGCAAAUGCUCGCAAGGUAUUAAGCCAAGAUGAUUACUGUUGGGAAAUCUCUCCUCACCUGUACUUCCUAGCUCCUGGCCAAAAACCACAUGGCCCCUUCACUAACUUAUUGAUCAUCAAUAAAACAGGUAAAAGCAUUGAUGACUUUAUACGUUCAGUGGGGCAACAGAACAUAGCUUUAGAAGUAGAUGCCUUUGGAACUAGGAGUGGCACAGAUGAGUCAUCAUACAAUGGUGCUAUCAUUGUAUCAGGUGAUGAAAAGAAUUACCGUUUUUCAUUAGCAUGCAAUAUCAAAAGACUGAAUUGCUUCCCAGUUCUUGUGGAUAUUGUUAGUAAUGGGCUCCUUGGAAUGCAUACUCCAUCAGCACAUAUUCAAACUGAUCGAAGCACAUUUCCUGAGGAAAAUGAGCAGGAACAAUUGGAGACCAUGGCCUGCCUCAUCUCAUGGCUAUUUUUAAUGUGCUGCUUUCCUCCUUAUAUUUCCAUGACCAGCAACAAUGACUUUAAGUACAAAGCUCAAUCCCAGCUAUGGGUCUCGGGCCUCUACCCUUCUGCAUACUGGUUUGGGCAGACUCUGGUGGAAGUACCAAUCUACUUCUCAUUCAUUAUAUUUAUGUACAUAGUAUACUAUAUUUUAAAGCUACAUGAGAAUAUAUUUAAAACUGAAGAUCUGUUUAUUCAGACUACGUAUGUUGUUGGCUAUGCCAUGUCACUUACCUUCUUGACAUACGUGAUUUCAUUCAUUUUUCGUAAGGGGAGAAAAAAUAGUGGCAUCUGGUCAUUUUGCUUCUUUCUUAUCACUUUGUUUUCUAUGUUUACAACGGUGAUCCAUGACUUAGAAAAUACAUUAUUGUUUUGUAUCAGUACUUUAAUUCCACCUGCCACGUUGAUCGGCUGCACAGUACUACAUUAUGAGUACCGUGCAUAUUAUGACAUCAUUUCAGAAGACUCAGGGAUGGAACUGAACUUCUUGGUGUUCCUAGUACCUUUCUUUCAUUUUAUCAUAUUCGUUUUUAUUCUUCGUUGCCUGGAAUAUAAACUUGGAAACAAAACAAUGAGAAAGGACCCCAUCUUUAGAAUAUCUCCAAGAAGCAGUGAUGCACAUCAAAAUCCGGAAAACCUAGAGGGAGAGGAUGAAGAUGUUCAGAUGGAAAGAGUGAGAACAGCAAAUGCUUUGACUUCUCCAAACCUUGAAGAGAAACCAGUCAUUAUUGCCAGCUGUCUACGCAAGGAGUAUGCAGACAAGAAGAAAUGCUUUUCCAAGAAAAAGAAGAAAAUAGCAACUAGAAAUAUCUCUUUCUGUGUUAGGAAAGGUGAAAUUUUAGGGUUAUUAGGACAUAAUGGAGCUGGUAAAAGCACAUCAAUUAAGAUGAUAAUUGGAGACACUAAACCAAGCGCAGGACAGGUGCUACUGAAAGGGAGCAGCAGAGGAGACACCCUGGGGUUCCUGGGGUACUGCCCUCAGGAGAAUGCACUGUGGCCCAGUCUGACAGUGAGACAACACCUGGAGGUGUUUGCAGCCGUGAAAGGGCUGAAGAAAGCAGACGCCAACAUCGCCAUUUCACGAUUGGUGGAUGCACUCAGGCUGCAGGACCAGCUGAAGGCUCCCGUGAAGACCUUAUCUGAGGGAAUAAAGAGGAAGCUGUGCUUCGCGCUGAGCAUCCUGGGGAGUCCAUCGGUGGUCCUUCUGGAUGAGCCGUCGACCGGGAUGGACCCCGAGGGGCAGCAGCAGAUGUGGCAGGCAAUCCGGGCCAUCUUCAGAAACACAGAGAGAGGCGCCAUCCUGACCACGCACUACAUGUCAGAAGCCGAGGCUGUGUGUGACCGAGUGGCCAUCAUGGUGUCUGGACGGCUGAGAUGCAUUGGUUCUAUUCAGCACCUGAAAAGCAAGUUUGGUAAGGAAUAUCUGCUGGAGAUGAAGGUGAAGAUGCCUGAGCAGAGGGAGCCCCUCCACGCUGAGAUUCUGAGGCUCUUCCCCCAGGCUGCGCGGCAGGAGAGGUACUACUCUCUGAUGGUCUAUAAAUUGCCAGUAGAGGAUGUGCAACCUUUGUCACAGGCAUUCUUCAAACUAGAGACAGUUAAACAGAGCUUCGACCUGGAGGAGUACAGCCUCUCACAGUCCACCCUGGAGCAGGUUUUCCUGGAGCUCUCCAAGGAGCAGGAGCUGGAUGACUUGGAUGGGGAGCUUGAUCCCUCAGUGAAGUGGAAGCUCCUCCCGCAGGAAGAGCCUUAAAGCCACAGUAUCUUCUGUGUGCCUGUUUAAGCCCAUGGUGGUUUUUAUUCUAGAGACAUUUGUUUUUAUAGUCUCAGCUGAUAUUUUUAGCAACUGCAUCAUAAACACUGAGAUGGUUGUUUUAUGUGGUGGAAAGGAAGUGUAAGUGUUGGCCAAGAGCAGGACAAGAGCAGUGUGGACAGAGGCACGUGACCAAGCUGAGCUCAGCAGCAUAGCCUCCGUAGCUCUGCAGGCCACCCUGGUUCCAUUUCUCUGUAUAAUGCUGAAUAUGUAUGUUUGCCAUUUUAAGAUUAAGUUUAUGUGUAUAAUAAAAAAAGUUUUAUUUAAAUGUUUUUAAUAAAAACCUUAAAACACAUUUUUCUAACCUGGACUGAAAAGUCCACAUAUUUACUCUCUGGAAGUAUAAUACAUGGUAAAGUUGAUAUUUUCACAACAGUUAAUGUCUUAAAAUAGAUUUUAGUGCUUUUAAAAAGUAAAUAUUCAAACAUCAUUGUUCAUAAUAAAUGAUACCAAUAUAUUUGAUAAUAGCUCCACUGGUAACACUAUGAUACAGAUAUAAUCUAAUAACCAAAAACUUGCUACUAGAAAUUUAUUGAACUUUGAAAAUUGCUGUAAGCCAACUAUGUCCUGUGUUCAUUAUGUUCUGAAAUAUAGACUUUGGCAAUGCCUACAUUGUAAACUGAUCAUUCAGAGAAUAAUAAAUUUGAGAAAUGUGGUAACAUCUCAAAUGACUGAGUAGGUAGAAAAUGUAAAAUAAAAGACACGUAGCUUUGAAAUGUUUUAUGUUUCAUGCAUUUUAUGUGUUUUUUCUUAACUCAGUGGAUUCCUAUUUACUAGAGUCAUUGACAUAUCAUUAAAAAUAUUUUAUUGUAUACGUAUAAUUGAUAACAUUGACUAUUAAAGGUAUAGAUACGAAA